CACUCACACUUCUCAUUCUCUCUCUGUAAAACUCUCGAAACUAAUCACUCACACUUCUCUUCUCCCUGCAAAACUCUCGAAGCCAUGGUUUCUUUUUCUUCUUCUUCUUCUGAUUCUUCGACAAAGAUGAAGAAAAAGAAGCUCUCUGUGACAAACAACCAAACCCGUUUCAAGAAACCGUUCUUGUUGGCAAGAGAGAAGACGAUGCUCAAGAAAGCUUUGGAGCUUACCGUUCUCUGCGAUAACGAGAUUUGUGUGCUACACUACGACCGCGAAGGUAAUCUCGUCAACACCAUGCCCGAAGACCAGUCACAAGUCACAGGCAUUCUCGACAAGUAUAGAAACCUAAGCGACGGUGAAAAGCUAAAGAAAAGCACGAAUCUUUCACAGUUCUACAACAAGAAACUGGUGGACGAGAAGAAAAGAUCUCUUACCGACGCAGAGGAACGCAAAAGAUUCACCAAGAAAGUUGGAGAUUUCAAAGGUUCGUUGGUAGAUCAGUUUCAUAUAUUACAAGACAGGGUUCGUCACCUUCGUUACUCCCAGGAUCAUCAUCAUCAUCAGACCGUGCAAGAUCAGAGCCCUUUUCUUGAUGUUGUGUCUGAUAAAAAUCACAACUUUCCGGAGGCGUCUUCUUAUGGCUUCUUCCCCGUCAAUGACUUCUCUUCUUCUUCACUAAUCGAGGAGGAAAAUCCAUUGAUGAUGAACUUUUGUCCGCCGGUAAUUAACGAUCCUGUUUUUGAUCAUCAACAACAAAUAGGAUCAUUAACCAAUCCUCUCCUCAUGAGUGGUGAUGCGUCAACAAGCACCGAGCAAGAUAUGAGCCCUCCUGUUUAUAACUAUGCCACAACCGGUUCCUCCAAUCAAUCGAGUAAAUUCUCAAUGUUUCUGUUUAACCAUGAAACCGCUACGUUUACUCGACUUCCCAACUCUGUUUCUUCAAGCUUUGACCAAGGGUUGACUCCUCCGUAUACCACCAAUCUCGGUACAGCUUUACAUGGGGCACAAGGGUUUAACUUUGGGUGCAGCAACAAUCUCAACUCACUAGGCUUUAACUUUGGGUGCAACAAAAAUCUCUGUACAUGACUGAGCACUUUGGUGAAGGCACAGACACCACAUUGGAACUCUUAUUGACCAACACGUUGCUUCUG
This is a messenger RNA of Raphanus sativus (radish), 1151 nucleotides long. Its product is annotated as agamous-like MADS-box protein AGL93. The coding region runs from base 85 to 1086 and encodes 333 amino acids. The transcript has a single exon. The record is from RefSeq and is a predicted model, not a curated record. Gene Ontology annotation, molecular function: protein dimerization activity; DNA binding. Lineage: Eukaryota; Viridiplantae; Streptophyta; Magnoliopsida; Brassicales; Brassicaceae.